CCCUUCCCAAGAUGGCAACUGACACGCACCAUCGCACCCCAUCAAGCGAGAUGGACACUAAUUCAUUAUUUGACAAGAUGACCAUUGAAGAGAUACGUGAAACUGAGAAGAAAAUCAGAUUGGACAUUGAGAAGAAGAAGGAGGACCUGCGAGUCAUGGUGGGGGAAAGGUAUCGGGACUUGAUUGAGGCAGCUGACACCAUCAAAGACAUGAAGACCAGUUCGGAGAACGUGACCCAGUCGAUCAGCCACAUGGAGGACAUGUGCAAACAGCUGAAGCAGAACUACAUGGUGCGUGGAGUGUCCUACCACCAGAAGGUCAAGGCCGACAACACCACGGGCAAAAAGAAGCAGGAAGCUGAGUUUUAUGGUGUAGCUGCUCAGAUUAAGCUGUUGCUGGAUAUGCCAGAGAAGAUCUGGAGCAGCAAUGACAGCCGUGACUACUUGACAGCCACCCAGCUGUACCUCCUCGCCCGCCACGUAAACACCAGUCUGCAACUCAACUCCCAGCGUUCGGCCAACAUCCUGUCCUGGUUCCCAGUCCUCACUCGGCAGUGGGCCGCCAUCAGUCACUUCAAAAACACCAUCCUGCAGGGAUGUCGCAGCUCUCUGAAAGACACGGAGGGAUCCUACACAGAUAAGCAAAUAGCAGAGUUCCUCUGUUCCAUCCUUCUGUUGGAAGACAGCACCCCGAGACAAGUCUUCAAUGAGUUCCUUCUUGCUAGAACAAAAGCCCUGCAGCAAGCCCUUCAUGGCAGCCAGCAUGGGAACAUUAAGGACCAGGUGUCCACAGUGGUGCGACUCCUCAUCAACACCGUCCACCAGAUCCACGCUGUCUUCUACAACACGGCCAUUGCAGGGGAGAAGGAAAAAGGAGGCCAGUGUAACCUGCUGUCGGAGAUCCUGGAACAGGUGCUCAACAAGUCCCAGGAAGCAGGGGGCUUGCUGAGUUUGCAGGGAUCCAUAUCGGCCAAAUGUCUGCCAAAAUCUGUCAAAGAUUUCCGUCCUGUGCUUCGAAGUGCAGGGUCCACAAUAUCCUCCCAACACAUCCAGGACAACUGCCAACAGUGGAUCAACACUUGCGUCAAUGACAUCAAGUCUGGGGUGGGAAAACUGCUGGGAUUCGUCAACACAGUGAAGCGACUGGCGGACAUCCGAGACUCACUGUGGGAGCUCCUCUCUCAGGAUGGGGAUGAGAGUCACUGGGAUUUGAUCUGCCGUAGAGUCGUCAACAAAACGCUGCACGUCUGGGGGGACUUCCUGCAGCCGCUGUUUUUGGAUAGGGUUAAGCAACUAAUCCAGUAUCAGCUUGAUACAGCUACAGAACUCACCAAGCGGAAUGUGUCCAAAGUGAUGGUCGAACUCACCCCAGACACCACUGAUAGCUCGCUGCAGCAUGAGACAGACCUGGCCAGCUAUCUGUGGACUGAGUCGAGUGGGGACAUUGCGGCGAGCUCGGUGUGGACUCCUUCCAGCAAGAGUCUGGCUGAUGGGGGGGGUCUUGUCCUCAAGGCCAGAGCCUUCACACCUGCAGUACAAAGUUUAUGUCGGCACCUUGACGACAAGCUGAAGAAUCUCCUGGAGGACAACAGACCGUACCUGCAGGUGGAGCGGGAAGAGGAAGAGGGGGCAGGGUCAGGGGUCAAGAAAACAUCGGACACUCCUGGCCCCUUCGAUAAAUAUGGAGACAGCAUGUUGAUACUGACCUACGUCCAGUCUGCGAGCACCGCUGCUGUCCAGAAUGUAUUGAACUAUCUGACAGAGCAGCUAAAACUGUGGCAGAAAGCAUUUGAAAUUCCUGACCCAACAACAAACUUCAUCACAGAGAACAAAAUUCUCCUGGUUGGAAGGUUGUGUUCAGCGCUGGCAGAGUUGGCCCCCCACCUGCAGCAGUGCAUCCUGGGGCCUGUGGUGUGGCAGAAGUCGGACACAGUCAGGUCUGUGAAGAAGUCCAGCAAGUCUUCCAAACAAACCGAACAUCCCGAGUGGGCGAGUGUCAGAACAAAACUAGACGAGUGUAAGCUCCAGGCCUAUAAAUUCUGGGUAGACCACAUCACGAAGGUGUCUGUGUCUGAGUUUUCUAAAGCCUUACAUGCGGAGGACCUCAGCUCUGUUGUCGAACAUGCUACGAGAUGGGAUGAGGUGGACAUACAGGAGGAGACAGAGGAGGGAAAGAAGCACAGCUCUAAGAUCAUGGUUCCCAUGCAGCCAUCCUGGUAUCUUCACUCACUGUUGUUUGACCUGUGCCAGGAUCUCAACAAAGUUGGGGGCCAAGCACUGUCCAGGUCAGUUGUACAAGACUUGUUACACAAAAUAACUGAUGGGAUCAUCAAUGUUUAUCAAGAGUUUGUAAAGGGAGGUAAGCGGCGAGUGAGAAAGAGUGGUCUCCCUUUGACCCAACAGCAAGCACUUCAGUCCCUUUUCGAUGUCAGAUAUCUGCUUCAGAUUAUACCAAGGAAGGAUGACACAAAGACCAGCAAGACAUUCCAGAAGAAAGCUCAGUCUAUCUGUGAGUCCCUGGAGGAGGUGGUCGACCCCUUCGACUUGGAUGUGUUCUCUCCCUACAUGCAGGUCAACCUGCACAGACAGAGCCAGAGGACCGCAGUGAUAUUUGGUUCCCUGGCUGCCCUGGACAAGCAGAGUAUUCUGUCCACAGGGAGGGCACCUGCUGCUGGUCAACACGAGCAGCACAAUGUCCUGCCUUUGUCCUCCUGUAAUAGCAGAUUCCCACUGCUGCCACUCAGCACCCAGCAGAACAGGUCUUCCAUGCAGAGUUAUGUCCCCUCACAGACCAUCACUAGGGGACUAGACUCAGGAAAUCAGUCGCUGACAUUGGCAGUGGAGGCUGUGUUGCCGAGGUCGUCCUCGCAGACCGAUCUCAGCAGCUCCCUCUAUGACAAACUUGGCAGCAUGGGUUCUCGGUUCUUCUCCAAGCUCCAGGACAAGUGAUCUGGGUAACUGGGCCUGGAGGCUUCGGCAUGGACACUCCGGUAGCAGCAGCAGCAGCAGCAGCAGCAGCAGCAGGGCCUUCACCAGGACCAGCAAGAUGACCAGCAUAUUCACACUAAGACAGAUCUGCUGCUGACCACAACUUCAUUUAUGCCUGUUUAAUGGACAAUUUUUUUGCAUACACCUCAUGUUAGUUAUGUCUGACUGGUGCCACAGGGACUUACCCCGGUACUUGCGGCUGGGAUGGAAACAUCCACUGACCAGAUGUGAAGUCUUUGUGUAUGGGGACACCCACUGUUGUGGUGUUUCAGUGUUUUGUAGACCCAAUAAAGCUGUUAUGAACAUAUUGAUAUGAUAAUGGAUGUACCUUUAUGAAACCAAGUAAAGAUUAAACGGGGAUUAUGUAUCAUGGUCAGGCACCCAUAUUCGUAUCAAUCCAGCUGAAGUAGUAAAUACUGAUACUUUGUCAUUGAUCAAGUACCCAGAUGUACAGCCUCCUCAUCCUCAAGUAUCCAUUUUGUCAUGUCAUCAUUCCUUUGUGGUAAAUACCUUGAACCUUUAGGUUCUUGCGCUGAAACUAUUGGUAUCGAAUUGUGACUGGGCAUGGCCAGGAGAAACCAUUUAGGAUUUGGGUGAUAUAGUACUGAACAAGUCCAGGGCCCUUAUUCCCAAAACGUUCGUAGCCCUAAGAAGUCUUAACUUUGGUCGUAGCCAAUGUGUUAAGAAUGGGCUUAAGAAGUUUGUAGGGCUACGAACGUUUCGAGAAUAGCUAGCCAGGGCCCUUAUUCUCGAAAUGUUAGUAGCCCUAAGAAUUCGUAACUUUGAUGUAACUUUAGCCAAUGUGUUAAGAAUGGGCUUAAGAAGUUCGUAGGGUCAAUGAACGUUUCGAGGAAAGCUAGCCAGGGAGUUCACAUGGAAUGAAAAUAUACUGCCCUGGUUAGACCAGGAUGUUACUUUCCCCUAUGUCAUCCUCAGUCUGACAGGAUAUGAUGCUAUUGGAUGCUGGUUAUGUGUUAUAUAUAUGUAGCAGAGCCUGGGGAUGUCCUCCUUGCCAGCCUCCUGAUGGGGUAUUCUCUUUAGCCAUUUGGACAUGGAUUCUGAUUUCAGAUCCAAAGGUCUGUAGUUCAAAUCCCUGGGUCUGGAAAAUGUUAAAGCAUUUACAUUACUAAUACAAAACCUUUCACUUCUUCAUGAUACAAAUUGUCAUCAAACACAGACAUAGGAAAUAUACCAUUUUAUUACCUACGAUGGUGAAAAUAUCAGGGUUCAUAUUUUUCAUUCGAAGCCCCAGGGGAAAAUAUCACUUCGUCAUGGUGACAUGACAUC
Messenger RNA from Haliotis rubra (blacklip abalone), 4274 nucleotides. RefSeq names its product conserved oligomeric Golgi complex subunit 1-like. Gene Ontology annotation, cellular component: Golgi apparatus; COG complex. Gene Ontology annotation, biological process: intra-Golgi vesicle-mediated transport. The record is from RefSeq and is a predicted model, not a curated record. Lineage: Eukaryota; Metazoa; Mollusca; Gastropoda; Lepetellida; Haliotidae.